AUGAGCAAAGUGUUUGGAAUCCGGUCUAUUUUGCGGAUCUCCCCGCCGUCGCCGACGAAAUUGCGCGUCGGCCGUCUGCACAGACGCCAUGCGUCCGUCAAGACAGACAACAUCGACUGGGACCCCAUGAAAACCACCAAGCAGCUCACCAAGGGCAGAGAGCUCGAGGCCAAGCACAGCAGGCGGGUGUUUUUCGGGCUGCUGUGUCUCACGCCGGUGGUGACGUUCUUCCUUGGCUGCUGGCAGUUUCAGCGGCUCAAGUGGAAAAACCGGCUCGUUGCUGACUGCGAGGACAGACUCACAUACAAGCCGCUUCCUCUGCCCAAGUCGAUCACCCCCGACCAGCUGGCCGACUUUGAGUAUCGCCGUGUGCUCAUCACCGGCGAAUUCGACUACUCCCGAGAGGUGUUUGUGGGCCCUCGCGUCGAAAACGGCCUCAAGGGGUACGUUCUAAUGUGUCCGUUUGUGCAGUCCAACGGAGCAGGCGAAGUUCUGGUGAACCGCGGCUGGAUUAGAGAGGACAAGGUGGUGCCUGGCAACAGACGGCUGCAGCAUCUGUCGUGUCCACAGGGCGAAAUCACCAUCGAGUGUCUACUAAGAGUUCCACCGAAAAAGGGCCGUUUUCAUAUGGACCACGAAAAAGGCUCCAAGCUGUACACGUACCUGGACAUCGAUGCCAUGGCCGAGGAGCUGCAUUCGAGACCCAUCUACGCCGUUGUGGUGCAGAACCUCAGAGACAGACCCGAGUGGCUACCAAAGCCCGAGCCGGAGCAGGUUCCGUGGUGGAAGUUCUGGAGCCGGGCCAAGCCCGAGGAACAGCCGGCCCCGGCUGCAGACGACGAGCUGGAGUUCAGCCCGCUGCAGUUCAUGAACGCAGGCGUGCCGCUCGGCAAACCACCCACGCUCGACUACAAAAACAACCACCUGCAAUAUCUGGUCACGUGGUGGGGAAUCUGCGUUGUUUCGGCGAUCCUGCUCAGACGCGUCAUCAGAAACAGCAAGAUCGUGAACCCAAAGAUGGAGAAGAUGCAGCACGCCAACAAGUACCUGGGCUAG
Molecule: messenger RNA, 1056 nt
Organism: Ogataea philodendri
Lineage: Eukaryota; Fungi; Ascomycota; Pichiomycetes; Pichiales; Pichiaceae
Exons: 1
Coding region: 1-1056 (351 amino acids)
Biological process (GO): mitochondrial respiratory chain complex IV assembly
Cellular component (GO): membrane; mitochondrion
Source: RefSeq, a predicted model, not a curated record